Phoenix dactylifera (date palm) is the source of this 1829-nucleotide messenger RNA. RefSeq names its product cytochrome P450 85A1-like. The record is from RefSeq and is a predicted model, not a curated record. Gene Ontology annotation, molecular function: iron ion binding; monooxygenase activity; heme binding. NCBI's taxonomy places the organism in Eukaryota, Viridiplantae, Streptophyta, Magnoliopsida, Arecales, Arecaceae. Gene Ontology annotation, biological process: brassinosteroid homeostasis; multicellular organism development; sterol metabolic process.
GUGGUUGUGGUGCUGGGUUUUCACAGGAGGUCAUUUUAUCUUGUGUGGUGUCUGGGGGCCUAUAUAUAGGCAUGCUCGCCUUGGAGCAGGAGCACCCAUCUCAUUUCUAGGACUCUGGAGGUGGGUUGGGGAGCACCUGCUUGAGUGCAGAAAUGGUGCUCUUGGGUUGGGUUCUGGGGUUGGCACUGGGCUUCUUGGUUGCCUGCAGUGGUUUGUUGAGAUGGAAUGAGGUGAGGUAUAGGAAGAAGGGCCUCCCUCCAGGGACAAUGGGAUGGCCACUCUUUGGGGAGACAACAGAGUUUCUGAAGCAAGGGCCUGGCUUCAUGAAAAACCAGAGACUUAGGUAUGGGAGCUUGUUUAAGUCACAUAUAUUGGGAUGUCCUACGGUGGUAUGCAUGGAUCCAGAACUUAAUAGAUUCAUUCUCAUGAAUGAAGGGAAGGGCUUUGUUCCUGGCUAUCCACAGUCCAUGCUGGAUAUAUUGGGAAGAUGCAACAUUGCAGCCAUCCAUGGUUCCCUCCAUAAGGCUAUGAGAAGUGUUAUGCUUGGUCUCAUCAAUCCCCCAGUGAUCAGAGACCAACUCUUGCCCAAGAUCGAUGAGUUCAUGAGAUCUCACCUCAGCAGUUGGAAUGGGGAAGUCAUAGAUAUCCAAGAGAAAACCAAGGAGAUGGCGCUGCUGUCGGCCCUGAAGCAGAUAGCUAGCAUCGAAAAUGGUCCACUUUCUGAAGCUCUCAAAACUGAGAUCUUCCAACUUGUUCUUGGUACCCUUUCCUUGCCCAUCAACCUUCCAGGCACAAAUUACCGGCGUGCAUUCCAGGCAAGGAAGAAACUAGUAGGCAUGUUGAGAGAGAUCAUUGAGGAGAGAAGAGCUUCUCAGUGCUCUUAUAAUGACAUGCUCGAUUCCCUCCUAAAGAAUGAUGAUACCACAAAAGUAAAAUUAACUGAUGAGCAGAUCAUUGAUCUGAUCAUCGCUCUCGUCUAUUCAGGCUAUGAAACUGUUUCGACAACUUCAAUGAUGGCUGUAAAAUAUCUCCAUGAUCACCCAAGAGCUCUUGAGGAACUAAAGAAUGAACAUCUGAAAAUCCGAAGAGGGAAGUCGGCAAAAGAUGCAGUUGAUUGGAAUGAUUACAAGUCCAUGAGUUUCACCCGAGCGGUAAUUUUUGAAACUCUAAGAAUAGCCACAGUUGUUAAUGGGGUGCUCAGGAAGACAACCCAAGAUGUGGAAAUGAAAGGAUUUGUCAUUCCAAAAGGGUGGAGAAUCUAUGUUUACACUAGGGAGAUCAAUUAUGACCCAUUUUUGUAUCCUGAACCUCUAACCUUCAAUCCAUGGAGAUGGCUGGAAAAGAACCUGGAAUCACACCAGCAUUUCAUGAUGUUUGGUGGAGGAGGUAGGCUAUGCCCAGGGAAAGAACUGGGGAUAGUAGAAAUUGCAGCAUUUCUUCACCACUUUGUGACCAGAUACAGAUGGGAAGAAGUUGGAGGAGAUAAAAUACUGAAAUUUCCAAGGGUUGAAGCUCCCAAUGGGCUACAUAUCCGAGUUUGGGACCACUGAAACUCAUAUCGUAUACAUAUGUAGAUAGGUUUACUAAAAAAUGUUCAAAGAAAAGUGUUUGUUUUCUAUUGUUAAUCAGUGAGAUAUUAGAAAUAUCGUUAGUCAUCACAAAGAGUAUGCAUCACAUCUAGCAAAACAUUCUGUAAAGAGGUCUGAUAAGUACUUAGGGAUGAUAUGUAGGCAUACUAACAACUGAUCAAAGGAAGUGCUUGUCUUCAGUUGGUGUUUCAACUGGAAAGUUGUAUCCUUUCAUUGCAAAAGUUUCUAGCUUUGGUCUAA